Catharus ustulatus (Swainson's thrush) is the source of this 5491-nucleotide messenger RNA. It is a transcript of the gene BCLAF3, whose product is annotated as BCLAF1 and THRAP3 family member 3. Lineage: Eukaryota; Metazoa; Chordata; Aves; Passeriformes; Turdidae. Gene Ontology annotation, molecular function: DNA binding; transcription coregulator activity. The record is from RefSeq and is a predicted model, not a curated record. The transcript is spliced from 12 exons. Gene Ontology annotation, cellular component: mediator complex. Gene Ontology annotation, biological process: positive regulation of transcription by RNA polymerase II. The coding region runs from base 60 to 2216 and encodes 718 amino acids.
AGGAGCGGCGGGAGCGGCGCCGCAGGCGCUUCAAGAAACUCAUAAACACAGGAGAGAAGAUGACAAGAUCUAGAUCGAGAUCACCACGAUGGAAACCAAGGUCCUUAUCUCCAGCUUUUAGAACUCCAGAGCACCAUAGGCAAAGGCAUGCUCACGUUAAUUAUGACUGCGAAUAUAAAAGCUUUCGUAAGGACCCCAAAAAGUCUAUGUCUUGGAGAACAGAGGAUGAAAAGUAUGGACAAAGCAAUUCCAGGUUUGCACCUCAUGGAAAUAACCACCAGAGAAUGUAUGAACGUAGGUCACCUUCACCAAACCUGAAAAGAAUUCCCGUGGAAGAUGCUUACAGUCAUAAGCCCUACAGAACACAUUCAUCUGAAAGGACUGAAAACAAUAGGAGAUGCCAGUUACCACCAAAAUACUCGGAAAUGCCUUAUAAAGAGCAUGAUCGUCCAUUUUACCAGCACAAAAUGGAGGACAGAUACAUGUUUGAUCAUUACAAAGUCACUGGAAAUGAAAAAGGAAUGAAACCUUUUCAUAGACCAUUAGGGGGUUCAUGCAAACUUGAAAGAAAAUGGCAUGAAGAUGACUUGAGGCACCAGAGGUUACAUGAAGAGAAGUAUGGUCAGUCACCCAGAAGAGUUUCUGAUGAAUUUACGGCAAGGAGCUCUUUACAGAAGAGGUAUCCUGAAGAUCACGAUUACAGAGAAUAUGGGCACGCGUCUAAAAGGGCUAAGGAAAUGGAGAGGUAUGACGGUGGAGAUGUAGCAAGGAAUUCCAAGUGGAAGCAAGAACGUUCUUUUCCACCCUGCCAAGAAAAGGAGGAGCAAAGAUACCCGGGUGUGCAGUCCCACCGGUCAGCCGAGAGGGAAUACUUGGGGGGGUCUGUCCCAAAGAUAGCCUAUGAGUACAGUCACAAACGGCGCAGGCAUCCGGACGGGGACAAGGCUUUUCCAGACGACAGAGCUCAGAAGUACGUGAAGCAGGAAGAGCAGAAGUACAGCUCUUCCAAGAGUGCCCGGAACAGCAAAGAGCUGGAUUACUUCAGUGGUGGCAGAGCGAGGCGGACUGAACGGCACAUUGAAGAACCUGUUAAAUACAGUUCAAAGAAGGGCUGCAAUGCUUGUGUUAACUCUUCCAAAGCAGAUGUUGAGCUGAGAUCUUUUAAAAACAAACUGAAUGAAAGAGUGAGGAAAGAUGGGGAAUUGAGGAAAAACGUAGAUUCCUCCAGUAGCCAGCGUGAUGCAAAUCAUACUGUUUCAGAUGUGAAAAUGUCAGAUGCCAACUGUAUGAGAGAACAUCUCACAGUCAAAGUGGAUAUGAAGAAGAUGGUGACCAAGUACAGGACUGCUUCUAGUCACACUACAGAAAGACAGAUGUCCCAUGAUCUGGUUGCUGUUGGUAGAAAAAAUGAAAAUUUUCAUCCAGUCUUUGAACACAUGGAAUCUGUAACACAAAAUGUUGAGAACGACCCAUCAAAAGAAUUUACUCAGGAAAUAAUCACAAUUAUUCAUCAAGUUAAAGCAAAUUAUUUUACAUCUUCUGACAUAACUCUGCAUGAGCGGUUCUCAAAAAUUCAGGAUAAAUCAAGUGCAAAUACAAAUGAAGUUAAAAUGCAUUUGGAUCCAGAAAUUCACAGGAGGAUUGACAUGUCUCUAGCAGAACUUCAGAACAAACGAACUGUGCCAUCUGAAUCUUUCCAGAACAUUGUAAGAGUGUUAGAAGAUCCAAAUGAUCUACGGUAUGAUAUAGAAAGGAGAAGAAAAGAGAGAUUGAAGAAUGAAGAUGAGAGAGUGUUUCAUGUAGAUGAUGUAACUCCAAGGAAUCAGCAAAGCUGCAGUCUUUCAAAGUUACAAACAUCUCAAGUUGAUGGUUUCCAAAAGCCUAUGAAGUUCAUUAAGCCACCUUUCAGGAAAUUUAUUGGGAGACCUCAGCUGAAUUCUUACUAUUCUUCAAGACCAAGUGACACUUACCCCCACAGACGUAUUAGAGGACACCUUGAAAAUGCAGGACCCAUCAGAAGGCACUUUAAGAGCAACUUUGCAGACGGCCGUUUGCAAUCCCAUUAUAAAUCAGGCUUAGUGCAGAAGGGUUUAUAUAUUCAGGCUAAGUACCAGCGGUUGCGAUCUGUUGGUGUAAGGGGAUUUGCCACUAAUAAAUUCAGAGAUGGAUUUUUGAGGAAAGAAAAGGGAAAUCUAAAUAUUGCAACAGAAACCUGAACUGAGCUGAGAUCCUGAAGUUGAAACAGAUAACACAGCAAAGGGAGCAUCUGUUUGGUUUUUGACAACUUUCUCAAGACUUAAAAUAGGAUAAAGGAACUAACGCUGUAACUUUCUUGAUUACAAAAUAACUUUAUUUUGAAUGCUGCAGAACUUUUUUACAGUUUUAAUAAUUGCUUUUAAAGUACAGUAUUCAAAUGAAACAUUGUAUUAUGUACCUUUUAGUUCUGUUUGCAUACCAGUCUCAAGUAAGGAAGUCAUUGAAGGGAGUCUUAUUUGUUGAAUACUUUUUCUCUAAGCAUGAUGUUACAGAUGGAACUUGAGUUGUAAUACCCAGAGGUUUAUAUGUUGAAAGUUUAUUGCUAAUGUAAUAAUAAAAAGAAAAAAAAAAAAGUGCCUGAAUUGUUUGGUAAUAGCACAUUAGCUCAGGAUUUUCCAAUUAAUGACCUUUAGGUUGUGCAAUAGAUUUUACACCUCUGUUCAGUCAUUUCCAUAAAACAGUAUUUUGUAUUACUUUGGAUUAAUAAUAUACUUGGGUUUCAGAUGUGUAUAUACAUUUCUAAAUUGUUAGAAUGUUGGGACAACUUUCAACAUUUGAUUAAAAUUAGUGGUAACAGGCAGGUAUGUAAAGUACUGUAGCAGUAGCUUAUAACUGCACUGGAAGCAUGCUUGGGUUUGUUAGAAGAUUAGUUGGUCUGUAUUCAAAAUUAUUCUGUCCUGUUAUAUUUUGGUGUAUGAGAUUCUUGACCAAACCACAUGUUCUCUAAACUUUUUUGUCAGAAAUGAUUUGGUAAUUUUCUGAAUUCUAAAAUUGAGGCCUGAAUUAUUAAAUUACAAGAAAAACCAAAAAAGUAAGUUUCUGAAAGCAUGUCUUGUAACAAAAAAAUUGUUCAUAAUUGAAACUGCUUUAAAUGCAGAUAGCUGGUGAUUUUGUUCAGAAUGAUUCUCUGAAGUUUAAUGAGCUGCAGUAUUGUUAGGCUGUGUGCAAAACUCGAAUAGGCAGACCUGUUUCAUAAGCAGCUAUAAACAGUAUUCUGCUUAUUUCCUGUUUAUAGCCUUUGCCUUAAUUCAUUAUCUAUAGUAGGGUUGUGUGUAUGUAUUGCAGAUUGUUCAAACUUCUUAUUGACUGUAAAUUCAAGAUACAUAGCACGUAGUCUUAAGAGAUGUUCUUUUUCAAGAAAAGUUGUUCACAAUACCCUCAAUACAUAUGCAGACAGAUGUAUUUCCAUAUAGAAUGCAGGCUAGUCUCUGUUGUGGCUGGUAGACCAGAAUUCCAGUUCUAGGUUAGAGGUAUGUUCACGAAAAAGGAAAUUUGUUUUUUUGGGUGGAAAGCCAGGAUGUGAUUUCUGCAUGCUUUUUUGUAAUGUUUUUUUUCUAAAAUGCCUUCAGUAGAGAGACUGUUGGAAAAUGUAGUUAUGGUUCACAACAUCUAAAAUUACUGUGACUUGAGCUCUUCAGUUCAUGGGUGUUCUGCUUAGCAUUCAUAGGGAAUGAGUCAGGAAGUGUGCAACGUUCAUUGAUGUCAUGGUCAUUCAAUGAUAACAGAUGGUUUGUUUCUAAAACACAGGUUUUCAGUUUAAAUAACAAUCAUUAAUAAUUUAACUAGCUUUUCAGUAAUUUUGACAUGCAUGACAAAAUGGGAAGUGGAAGGGAAGGAACUCCCUGAACAAAUAGAGGCAAGCAACCUUCUGCAGAUAAGAAAGUGGUUUUUUACUUAAUGCUGUCAGUGAUGAAUCUGGUAGAGUCAUCCUGUGUAGAUUUACUGAGAGAUAAAAAUAAGGAACUGAAACAACAGGUUAAAUGAGUCAACCCAAAGCAACUGUGGAGUAGCUGCAGUUCUGAUCAGGCUGCUGGGAGUGCUGCACAUACCCUGCAGAGGGGGGCAGGUUUGCCCUGAAGCCAGCAAGUCCUUCACACUGCUCUGAACAUGCACUGUGAAAGAUGUGAGAAAUGAAACUAUAUAUGAUACAGGACAAACUACUGAGGCUAUAUUGUCUUAUUCAACAGGAUACUACUGUGUCUGUAAGCUUCUUGCAAUGUUCUUACUGAAUUCUGGAAGAGAACUCGUUUUUGAGCAAAUGGGAAAAGUGGAUACAUGAAGAAACUUCUGACAUGGUAGUUUUGCUAACACUGUUUGGAAGUAAUGCUGGAGUAGUCAGACUUCAGUCAGUCAAUGCUGCUUUAACCUGGUUUCAACAUAUGACUGACUCCUGAUUUUGUGCUUUAUUUUAUCUGUUUGUGAUUAGAUUUAUCUAAUUUGUUUUGAACUUUACAGUUGAGCUUUGUGUUUAUUUCUACAACCGUGAGCAACAUAUUGCAAAGAAGUUUGUGGUUUUUUGGCUUGUUUGCUAUCUUUGGUCCCUCCCACCCCUUGGUCCUAAGAUGAAUGUCAUAUGAAGUGUAGUCACUGUUUCAAUUGGUUUUAUCUUUUGCAUGAUCCCAUUUGUUCAAAUCAUAUUCUUUAUCGAUAAUUUUACUUAAAUAAUUUUGGAUUGUCAUGAUAAAACCUCUCACAUUCUAAAAAAUGCCCACAGAAAUAAUGAAUUUUAUAAGCAUUCAUGGCUUAGGUGCUAGAAGCACCUACUCUUAUGAUACAAUGUGAGACAUUGCUAUGUAGAUUUAUCUUUGUGAAUUACAGACUUGUGUGUAUAUACUCAUACCCAAUUCAGCUUUUUUAUUGUUUUAAUACUGGAACACAAUGUUUGGUUGAAAGCAAUGUAUUGAAGUUACUGUUCGGGUUGUGAAGGCACAAGAGAAAGUGUUAAGUAGAAGAAAGGUCAAUUUACUUGAAUAACCUGGUGCCUUUUGGUAUUGUGACUGCAUUGUAGAAAACAUGUACAAAGACUUAAGUACAUUGCAUUCUUUUUAGUGGGAGCAUGGACUGAUAACAGUUCUUGUUAAAAUAACUGUUUACUUUAAAUAGGUGUGUAAGCCUCUGUAGGAAAACAGUGACUCUUUUAUUAGUAAAGUCUGUCACUGUUUGCAUUGGAAGGGCAAGUUAAAAAUGUGAUUGUCUUAAGAGCUUUCUAGCUGUUUUAUACUCUGAAAAUACAAAUGUGAAUUGCCUUUGUUUUGUUUAGCUUGAAAUGGCUGUUAAAUGCUGUCAUUUUCAGUUGUUCACGUGUGAAAUUUUGUUUUAAAUUGCUAUCCAAAAUGCAACGGGUUUUAUAUGACUAGAGUCUUCCUUUUAAGUGUCUGAUAUACUGAGUUACUAUGAUGUUAGCAUUUAUAUUGCUGAUCCAUUUGACUUCUGCAUAAAUUGAUUGGAGUACUUA